CCGUGACCCUUCUUUCAGUUAGGCUAUGACAACUUCCUCUACUCCACACACCCGAUUUUCCUUCAUUGUUGCUUUUGCUGGAUCGUUAUAGGUGUAUUCAUACAUCUUUAACCUGCGACUCGAGUAUCUGACCAUCUUUGACUAUGACAGGGCUUGGAUAGCACGAGACGAUGCCAUUUUCCAAGGCAACGUGCUAAUGUGUCACUUGUAAAAAAAUAACGCGGUGAUGGCAUCGGCGCCGUUUAACUUAACGCGCUUUCUGUUCGUUCCCCCGUGCGUUUUGCGAUGGAGUCUGUGUCGACAUGGAGUUUGUUUGGGGAUCGCAUUAGACAUCGCUGCCUUUUCUCGUUACAAUGUUGCGUUUUAUCAUCGGUGAGGAUUUGUUGACUGCGGGCAUAAGAGGACGAGCGCACCACCGACAUCAUGUCUGAUCGGAAUUACUGGACUGUGUGCCCGAGUUACAAAAGUCAGUUCGUGUCUGGAGGCUUAGUAAAACGACCAAAGGGUAACCGGAACAAAAGGAAAAGUCUGGCUCCUUCUCCUACUCUAUCAAGACCUCUCUCACCUCUUCCCUUACAAACUGGCACCAGCCCACUGGAUAGUCCAAGAAAUUUAUCUAGCAGUCCUUCUGUUAAUUUCAUUCGGAGAGCGGAUACACGAAGAUGGUCUGUGGCAUCGGUCUCGUCUGGAUAUGGAACCAAUCCACCCAGUUCUGCGGUUUCAUCUUCAUCCUCCUCGCAGGAGCUGUUGCACCAGCUGCCCUCCCAGCCCACCCCAGAUGACCUUCAUCGCCUCUUCAAACAUUUUAGGAGCUCAGAGAGUGUGACAGACGAGGAUGGACAGCCCUCUCCUUUCCGUCCUCGCUCAAGGAGUCUUAGCCCUGGGCGAACAUGCGGGUCCUUUGAUAAUGAGAUCGUGAUGAUGAAUCAUGUCUACAAAGAGCGCUUUCCGAAGGCCACGGCUCAGAUGGAGGGGCGGUUGCUGGCUGUAAUCGAGGACUUCUCCCCAGACAAUGCUCCUCCUCUUGCUGAUGGAGUGCUGGGCUUUAUUCAGCACCAGCUGGUCGAGAUUGUCCGAGACUGUUUGGAGAAAUGUACGAAAGGUCUCAUCACGUCUCGUUACUUCAUAGAACUCCAGGAAAAAAUUGAAAAUCUGCUCCAUGAGGCCUAUGAGCGCUCUGAGAGUGAGGAAGUGUCUGUUAUUGCCAAACUUGUGAAGAAGAUUCUCAUCAUUAUUUCCAGGCCGGCAAGACUUCUGGAAUGUCUGGAAUUUGACCCUGAAGUGUUUUAUCAACGGCUUGAAGUUGCAGAGGGUCAUGCAAAAGUUGAUCAGGGCAUCAAGACGGAUAUCCCCAGAUACAUCAUCAGCCAACUUGGUCUCACUCGAGACCCCCUGGAGGACAUGGUGCAACUUGAGCAAAACAACUCGGGCAGUACAGGCAGAGAAUUGGAUGAUCCUGCAGAGAAUCGCCCUGGUACCACAACGCCUCGAAGAAAACCUCUGGAAAGGGAUUUUGAGACCAUAAAACUCAUCAGUAAUGGGGCUUAUGGGGCCGUAUACCUGGUGCGGCAUCGCGAGACACGCCAGCGUUUUGCAAUGAAGAAGAUCAACCGGCAGAACUUGAUCCUGAGGAACCAGAUCCAGCAGGUGUUUGUGGAGCGAGACAUCUUGACGUUUGCAGAGAACCCUUUUGUUGUGAGCAUGUUCUGCUCGUUUGAGACACGGCGACACCUCUGCAUGGUCAUGGAGUAUGUGGAGGGUGGAGACUGUGCAAAUUUGCUGAAGAAUAUGGGUCCCUUGCCUGUGGACAUGACCAGAAUGUACUUUGCAGAGACCGUACUAGCGCUAGAGUAUCUUCAUAAUUAUGGCAUAGUGCACAGAGAUCUUAAACCUGACAACUUACUCAUCACGUCAAUGGGCCACAUUAAACUGACUGACUUUGGUUUGUCUAAAAUUGGUUUAAUGAAUAUGACCACAAACAUGUAUGAGGAACACAUGGAGAAAGACACAAGAGAGUUCUUUGAUAAACAGGUCUGUGGCACUCCAGAAUACAUUGCACCAGAGGUGAUCUUGAGGCAAAGUUAUGGAAAACCUGUGGACUGGUGGGCCAUGGGCAUUAUACUGUAUGAAUUUCUGGUGGGCUGCGUCCCUUUCUUUGGAGACACACCUGAAGAGCUCUUUGGCCAGGUGGUCAGUGAUGAAAUCGAGUGGCCAGAGGGUGAUGAUGCACUGCCUGCUGACUCUCAAGACCUUAUCAUAAAACUGUUGAGACAAAGCCCCUUGGAGCGCUUGGGCACUGGUGGAACAGCAGAAGUCAAACAUCACCUCUUCUUUCAUGGUCUGGACUGGAGCGGACUCUUGAGGCAGAAAGCAGAGUUCAUACCGCAGCUUGAAACCGAAGACGACACAAGUUACUUUGACACGCGUUCUGAUCGCUACAAUCACUCUGAAGAAGAUGAUGAGACAAACGAUGAUGACUCUUAUCAGGAGAUCAAGUUCUCUUCCUGCUCGCACCGCUUCAGCAAGGUUUACAGUAGCUCAGAGCAGCUGGCUUCUCCCUCCAACUUGAGCUUGUCCUCUUCUGAGCGAAGCUGCAGUGAAGAGAAGGAUGACAGAUGGGAUGGUCAUUCAUUGCUCUCUCCAGGAGAUUCCCCCAGACAGAGGUCAAACAGUGACAGGAAGCAGGACGGCCAAAGGGGCAGCCCUAGCCCAAGGCCUAGAGCAUCAUCCAGUUCAUCCCAGCCUGAGAGGGGCGCUAGUCCUCUAAUUUUGAACAGCACUCAGAGCCUUGAUGCCAUGCCACUCUUUGCCUUUCCUGAGGAUGAAGAAGGACUUGUAUCAAAUCUUCGGCGAAUUCGUCUGCGCAGCAACUCCACUGGAACUAGGCCUACCAAUCGCAAGGACCACAAGGGUCCACGUCACCUUGGGCUCCAGCAGGACACACCUGAGAAACCAAGAUCACCAUUCACAUGCAAAGUCCCGAAGUCUGCGUCUGUGUCUGGCCUUUCUCUCAUCGUAUCAGCAGACGACAUCCCCAGUGCUAUCCAGACAAGCCCCAUGUCUUCGCACUCCCUCUCCUCCAACCCAUCAUCACGGGACUCUUCCCCCAACCGAGACCUUUCUCUAAGCGUUAGCAGCCUUCGUCCUCCUGUGGUUAUCCACAGUUCUGGAAGGAAGUACGGCUUUGCGCUCCGUGCCAUUCGGGUCUACCUGGGGGAUACUGAUGUUUACUCGGUGCACCACAUGGUGUGGAGUGUUGAAGAUGGCAGCCCUGCUCAUGAGGCUGGACUGAGGGCUGGUGACCUCAUAACACAUGUAAAUGGAGAAUCCAUCCAGGGUCUGGUACACACUGAUGUGGUGGAGCUUUUACUGAAAAGUGGAAGUAAAGUGGCCCUCCAGACGACUCCUCUUGAGAACACCUCCAUUAAAAUCGGGCCUGCAAGAAAGCACAGCACCAAGGGCAAGAUGGCACGACGCAGUAAAAAAAGCAAAAGGAAAGAGGGUCAAGACAGCAAGCGCCGCAGCCUUAUAAAAAAGCUCCCAAAACACAACCCGGGGAUACAGAAUAGUCGCAGUUUUUCGGCUGGGUUCCAGCACUCGCCCAACGACAGCCUGUCGGAUUCCCCAACACCAAGCCUGUCUCCUGGGCCCAACACUCCAUGUCGAAGCCCAGCUCCAGAUCUGUCAUGUGAUUCGAAUUCUCCACAGAGUUCCUCACCAUGCUCAAGCUCUCCAAAUUCACCAAUUCCUCAAAGUCGACCAAGUUCUCUUCAUGUUUUGGGAUCUAAACUAGGCCUUCGCUAUAGCAAACAAGGCCGCUGCAAGACCACCAAUAGUAUCCCCCCUUCUCCUCUUGCUUGCAAUCCCUCUCCACAGCCUCUCUCUCCACAGUGUUCUCCAUCUUCCCUCACUGGGACUCCUAAAAGCCUCCACUCAUUCCAUAACAAAAUGAUGUCCCCACCGACCAUUGUCAGACAGACGGUGUGUCCCCGCAGUGCAGAAUCCCCCCGCUCGCCACUGCUGAACAGGGUUCAGUCAUCUGACAGGCUGUCCGGAGACAAAAAGGCCUUCUCCCCUCAAAGGCACACUGUAGAGGUUCUCCAGGGUGAUGGUGAUGAGCUUGAGUCACAAAGUGACAUUGCCUCAGGUUUUGUGUGUGUCGGUGACCAUACCAGACAAGGGCUGUAUCUGUCCGGUCAGCGAGUGAGGGACUUGGAGAGAUCGAAGGAGGUGGUGGUUAUGAGGAAGCUAAACUUGUCAGAGAGACGAGAUUCGUUUAAAAAGCAGGAAGCAGUUCAGGAGGUCAGCUUCGAUGACUGCGAUGACAAAGAGGUCAUGAUAUCGACUCCGAUUUCAUCUCACACUUGUUUCAAAGCUGCUUGGAUUGGCUCGACGCCGACUGAGGGAAUCACGGAGACUCCAGAGAAGACCACGACCAGCAAGCUAAAGGAUAAAAGGGGAAAAGAUGAGGCGUGUUAGCCUUGAAAACUGUGAGACUCGUAUGAACAGGUGCUUCCAGGAUAACAUGACCAGAAUAUUUGUUUAGCAUUAUAUAUUUGUUAGAAGUCGUCAUUCACCUGCCAAAAAGGUCUUUUUUAAGAUGGCUUUAUGAACUUGCUUUUUUUCUGGUAGCACAAUGAACUUUUAUAGAUUUGUGGUAAAGUUUAUUUAUUACAUUUGAAGGUAGCUUGUUUUGAAGCAGUAAUAGAAAGGUCAUACAAUAGGAUCACUUUUUUUCAAGAAUUUGCACAUGUAUGGUCCUGCUGAGGUAUUUUUCAUUCUCAUUAUCUCUUUUUCCAUAAAUAUCAGCGUCGUAUGGCUCAGCCUGUAAUGUCCGAUUUAUCUUCAAAAUUUCAGUUUUGACAUUUUGAGAGAUGUUUGCAUUACUGUUGUGUUUCUGUAAAACUGAAUGUACAAAAUUUCACCUGGUCAUGUCCCUCACUACCAAAAAAUGACUUCAUCUUAGUGCAUCAUGUUUACACAAUUUGUGCAACAUUCUUCUUAUUACUUGUAAAGAACAAAAUGGCUUACAAAGUCUAAUUUGGUAAUUUUGUAAUGUUUUUGGAACCGGUAUGUUGCAGUGUUGUACUGAAUUCUGUUUACGUAUGUAAUCUUUACCACAUUUAAAUAGUGGUUUUAUAAUUUUCAGUGUUUAAUCGUCUGUGAGUUGUGUUAAAGACAUUUCCGCAACAUCUGCGUGGAUGUGUUUUUCAUCACUAGCCUUUAUAAAUGCCUUAUUCCUCCGCAUGGUUACCUUCUGCAAUGUUGACAAUUGCUUGUUCAGUUAUACAAAAUUAUGAAAAUGACUCUUAGUAACAUUAACUUUCUGUAUAAUUAUUUGCUUUAGAUUUCUUUUCCGAUACUUAAAAAGAUAUGUUCAGACAUUUGUGAAUUUUAACUUGCACUCCCUGUCUGACUUGUCUUUUUCCUCAUUCUGUACCAGUGUGGAGUUAUUUCCUCAUUCACAUGCUACCUUAAAUUGUCUUUGCGGUACUGUGGUGGUAUUGUUUUAAGUUGCAUUUCUGUAUUGUACAUUUUUCAAGGGUUUCCUUAAACAACCAGAAUUUAAAGAUCUCACCCCUCAACUGUAUGUACAUGUAAAUUUAACAGUGAUUAAACAAAUAUAUUUA
Misgurnus anguillicaudatus (oriental weatherfish) is the source of this 5630-nucleotide messenger RNA. NCBI's taxonomy places the organism in Eukaryota, Metazoa, Chordata, Actinopteri, Cypriniformes, Cobitidae. The record is from RefSeq and is a predicted model, not a curated record.